Molecule: messenger RNA, 483 nt
Organism: Histoplasma capsulatum G186AR
Lineage: Eukaryota; Fungi; Ascomycota; Eurotiomycetes; Onygenales; Ajellomycetaceae
Exons: 2
Coding region: 1-483 (160 amino acids)
Source: RefSeq, a predicted model, not a curated record
AUGCCGGCAAAAGUCGGGAACUUAGGGAGAAAAAGAAGGUUGACUAGCGAGGCGACCCUCCGGUCAAUCUCAUCUCAGCGCCAGUUAAUGGAGAAGCGGGGGAAUAUCGGACAAAACAAUGCGGACAAUCGAAAAUCAACGGUAAAAGUUUGGAAGAGAGGAAAGGUCGUUGUCAUCUCAUUGAGAAAUUCCGAAAUCCCUGAAACCUGUCCCGGGAACAAGGCGGUUCAAAAGCGGCUCAAACUCAGACAUGUAGAUUUCCAAGCAUUGCAUUCAUUAAAGCUGGCAUCUUAUGCCCUCCAAACCGCACAACAUCCGAAAUUCCAUUCCCAUCUUCAUGGCACAAAAAAGGAAAAAAGAAAAAAAAAACAAUUCAUCUGCACUACGUAUAUCGCGCUGGUGGGGCGGAACGAUGAGCAUGGUUCAUUAUCUCUCAUAAAAAUCUGGUCAAGGUCAAAAAACUUCACGAUGUCAGCAGGGUAA